ACUCCUUCCCCGUCGUUUCCUGAACUCCCAUUGCUGUCGUCUGCCUUGCGGACAUAUUUCGAUGAAUUGUUCAGAUGAACGCCUAGGUAGUGUCGUAUUGUGUGCAAAGUGAAGGAUUCGCUGCUAGACGACUUACGUCCAUCUGUUAGCAAUAUCCGAUGGGCCAAGAAUUGAACGUUCGUGUUUUCUGAUUACAAGGCAUCAUGGAUAUGAGGUCAUAUUUGACAGCCCCCCUUCAGCUAGAUAAGAUUUGUAGGGCAUGUUUGACGGAAAAGGGAGACAUGCGACCGUUAUUUGGGGCUUGUUUGGAUGAAAUGUUGAAUUCAUUUGCUGCACUAGAGAUUUCAGAAGGAGAUGGUUUCCCAAGUCUCAUGUGUGUCCAAUGUGUACUUCAGUGCAGUAGGGCAUAUACUUUCAAACAGCUAUGUGAAAAGUCUGAUAAUAUUUUACGUCAGUAUCUCACCCCAGAAUUCCAGCAACAAAUUGCCCAGUCGAUAGCAAAUCAACAACAAAUGCAAGCUAAACAGGAGUUACAAGAACAACUACAAUUUGCAGAUGAAAUAGGUGGUGUAGUCAUAAAACAGGACAUAGCAGAGUUUGUGACAUAUAACGAAGUUGGCAGGAAUGAUGGAAAAGAGGCAACUUUGUAUACAUUAGACAGUGAGAAUGUUGAAGAAGUGAUACUGGAAGGAAUUGGUAGCACGAUCGAAAGUCCUAAACUAAAGUAUGCUUGUACGAAAUGUGAAGAAGCAUUCGCUUUGAAGGUUGACCUGAAGGUGCACAUGAUGUCUCAUCCGAAAGAGCUCGACUUCAAAUGCGAUGUGUGCAACAAAGCAUUUUCAGAAGCGCGCAUCUUGAAACGUCACAUCAAAAUCCAUUUGCAACUGAAACCCCACCAGUGCGAUCAGUGCGACAUGUCGUUCGCGGAGAGUUCCAACCUCAGCAAGCACAAAAAGAAACAUACAGGGGAGUUGAGGAAUAUCAACGGAAAACCGCAUUUGUGUUCCGUGUGCGGAAGGGCAUUCAAGUGGGCCUCCAGUUUAUCCAAGCAUAUGAAAUACCACACGGGCCAUAAGUUGUUGUCAUGUGAUUAUUGUGGGAAGCAAUAUGUGGAGGCCCGAAGUUUGAGAAUUCAUGUGCGAUCUCAUACUGGAGAACGCCCAUACGUUUGCGGUGUGUGUAACAAAGGUUUCACGCAAGAGUGCAAUUUGGAAAAGCAUUUGCGGGUGCAUACGGGAGAAAAACCAUUUGAGUGUCCGAUUUGCCAGAAAAGGUUCACCCAAUCCGGCUACGUGGGCAUCCACAUGCGCACGCACACCGGCGCCCGCCCCUACGUCUGCACCACGUGCGGCAAGGCGUUCGCCGGCUCCAGCACGCUCAACAUCCACCGGCACGUGCACACCGGCGAGAGGCCGCACGUGUGUCCCUCGUGCGGCAAGGCGUUCAGCCGGCACGAGUCGCUCGUGGUGCACGUUCGCUCGCACACCGGCGAGCGGCCGCACGUAUGCCCCAUCUGCGACAAGGGCUUCGCGUCCUCGGGGCUGCUGUCGGGCCACAUGCGGACGCAUACGGGCGAGAAGCCGCACAAGUGCGAGUCGUGCGGCAAAAAGUUCGCAAGUUCCAGUAGCCUAAAGGUACACAUGCGGUCCGACAGCGGUGGCGGGGAGAAGAAUUACAUGUGCAAGAUAUGUCAUGAAUGUUUCGUCUCAUCUUGUUCCUUACAAUUGCAUCUGAAUACACACGCAGCUGAGGAAAAAUCGAAAGAUGAAUUGGAAACUGUGCAAGUAGCUGAAUUAAUAACAUCAGAUAACCAGACAAUUCAAGUGGCAGCUAUCACAACAAUUUGAGACUAAAAUAUUGAGAGAACUCAUAGUGAUAUUUUGUAAUG
Phaedon cochleariae (mustard beetle) is the source of this 1888-nucleotide messenger RNA. Lineage: Eukaryota; Metazoa; Arthropoda; Insecta; Coleoptera; Chrysomelidae. The record is from the annotation of a GenBank genome assembly.